CUCCUUAUCCAUUACCCGAAAUUCCCACCACCCACGCAAAAUCCCCAAAGAACCUUCUUUUAAGUCUAUGCUGUUCAUUGAUCCAUUACUCAUUCCAACUAUCUCCAAUGGCCAUGGCAACCCAAGCCUCUCUUUUCACUCCCGCCGCCCUCUCAGCCGCUAAGUCCAGCCACCGCGCCACCGUCCCAUGGAAACAACCAUCAUCUCUGUCUUCCAGGCCACUUAAAACCGUCCCACGUAGCAUCAGGGCCAUGGCCGAAGAGACAACCGAGACCCCAACAAAAGAGGCGGCUCCAGUGGGCUUCACCCCACCAGAACUCGACCCCAACACCCCAUCCCCCAUCUUCGGCGGCAGCACUGGCGGGCUCCUGCGGAAGGCUCAAGUAGAAGAAUUCUAUGUCAUCACCUGGGAGUCACCAAAGGAACAAAUAUUCGAAAUGCCCACUGGGGGUGCUGCAAUAAUGAGAGAAGGUCCAAAUUUGCUGAAGCUAGCGAGGAAAGAACAGUGUUUGGCUCUGGGAACAAGACUGAGGUCCAAAUACAAGAUCAGGUAUCAGUUUUACAGGGUGUUUCCGAAUGGUGAAGUUCAGUAUUUGCACCCCAAAGAUGGUGUUUAUCCUGAAAAGGUGAACCCCGGAAGAGAAGGAGUCGGGCUGAAUUACAGGUCGAUUGGGAAGAAUGUUAAUCCGAUUGAGGUGAAGUUCACAGGGAAACAAGUUUAUGAUUUGUAAAUUGGAGUGAAAACUGAAGAGUGUUGUUUUUAUUAUGUAAUUGUGAUUACGUUCAAGCAUUUCUACUGUUUUGUUUGUUUAAUUUCUUGAAAUUGCUUCAUAAAUAGCAGAAGUUGCUGAUUGAAUCCA
Mangifera indica (mango) is the source of this 860-nucleotide messenger RNA. RefSeq names its product photosystem I reaction center subunit II, chloroplastic-like. Bases 108 to 731 code for a protein of 207 amino acids. The record is from RefSeq and is a predicted model, not a curated record. Gene Ontology annotation, biological process: photosynthesis. The transcript has a single exon. Gene Ontology annotation, cellular component: photosystem I reaction center; photosystem I. Lineage: Eukaryota; Viridiplantae; Streptophyta; Magnoliopsida; Sapindales; Anacardiaceae.